CUCUUCUACUAUCUCCAUCUCUUCAAAGGGUCGGGCAUCCUCUCCUUCAAUUCUUCAUUCAUUCGCUCAAAUCGCUCGGCACGAAGCUACGCUCACAUCGACAUCCACCUAAGGCUCAACUCUGUCCGCCAUGUACUUCCAAUCUUCAAUUCUUAUUACUGCUCUCGCCGGCCUUGUUGCAGCUGGUCCUAUCGAGACACGCCAGCUCGGCGUUGGUGAAACUGGCACUACGUCAAAGGAGUUUUCCCGGGGUGGAUGCAGAGAUAUAUUGUUUGCCUGGGCUCGCGGAUCAACUGAGAUCGGUAACAUGGGCACCGUUGUUGGCCCUCCGACCUCAGAUGGACUGAAGCAGAAUUUCGGCGCCAACGCUGUCGCAACCGAGGGUAUCGACUAUGCUGCCACAAUCGGCACGAACGCCAUUCUUGGAGGCACAGACUCUGUUUCGAAGAGGUCCAUGCAGGACACCCUCAACUCUAUGGCGCAGAAGUGCCCUGACUCGAUCAUCGUAGCUGGUGGCUACUCUCAGGGCGCUGCUGUCAAUCACCGCGCCAUCGAAGAGCUCGACACUGCAGUCCAGGAUCAGAUCGCUGGCGUCGUCCUUUACGGCGAUACCCAGAAGCAACAGGACAACGACCAGAUUCCUAACUUCCCGAGAGAUAAGGUCAAGAUCAUCUGCCAGGUCGGAGAUGCCGUCUGCCUCGGUCAGCUGCUCGUUCUGCCAGCCCACUUGACGUACGGUGCGCGUGCUGAUGAGGGUGUCAACUUCCUAGUCCAGCAGAUUAAGGGGGCGCAGGCGAAGGUUAAGGCCAGGAAUGCGAAGCGCGAGGCAGCGAAGAGGGCUGAGAGCUUGGUUGCCAGGGUCAAGAAGGACGCCGCUUCCCUUGUGGCAUGAUGGUGUUGACACUUUAUGAGGUGUCGGUGGUUCCAGGUAGCCGGACCAAUGCGCUGUGCAGGCCACAGCAUCAAUCUCUCGAGUAUGAGUACCUUUUCUCAUUCUUGCUUCAUCUUCAGUUCCUUUUCCUAAUUGGGACCUUGCAGUCUUGAAUUUAUUGAUGACAUCAUAACAUCUCUUCUCGACCGUUGACUUACCUUGCC
This is a messenger RNA of Didymella exigua CBS 183.55, 1095 nucleotides long. Its product is annotated as carbohydrate esterase family 5 protein. The transcript is spliced from 2 exons. Gene Ontology annotation, cellular component: extracellular region. Lineage: Eukaryota; Fungi; Ascomycota; Dothideomycetes; Pleosporales; Didymellaceae. Gene Ontology annotation, molecular function: cutinase activity. Bases 131 to 892 code for a protein of 253 amino acids. The record is from RefSeq and is a predicted model, not a curated record. Gene Ontology annotation, biological process: carbohydrate catabolic process.